GGCGGCCGGAGGCGGCGCAGGGAGGAGAGCGGGGCGCGGGCGGAUCGCCGGGGGCAGGUGAGGGCGGCGGCCGCCAGGAGGAGCUCGGGCCGGGCGGGGACGGCGCGGAGCGGAGCGGAGCCGAACUCGCCGGGAGCGCGAUCCGCCUCGCGCAGAGUGAAGACUGGAACAACCAGAGGAAGGUGUGUAGCUGCAGGUCAAAGAAAAUGAAUGGCACACUGGAUCACCCAGACCAACCUGAUCUAGAUGCCAUCAAGAUGUUUGUGGGUCAGGUCCCACGGAGCUGGUGUGAGAAGGAUCUAAGAGAGCUUUUUGAACAGUAUGGUGCUGUCUAUGAAAUCAAUGUCUUGAGAGACAGGAGCCAAAACCCUCCUCAAAGCAAAGGGUGCUGUUUUGUUACAUUUUAUACCCGUAAAGCUGCACUAGAAGCACAGAAUGCUCUUCACAACAUGAAGAUCCUCCCAGGGAUGCACCAUCCUAUCCAGAUGAAACCUGCUGAUAGUGAAAAGAGUAAUGCAGUAGAAGACAGGAAGUUGUUUAUUGGAAUGAUAUCCAAGAAGUGCAAUGAAAAUGAUAUCCGAGUGAUGUUCUCCCCCUUUGGGCAGAUUGAAGAAUGCAGGAUAUUACGGGGCCCAGAUGGCCUGAGCCGAGGUUGUGCAUUUGUGACUUUUACAACAAGAGCUAUGGCACAAACAGCAAUCAAAGCAAUGCAUCAAGCACAAACCAUGGAGGGUUGCUCUUCUCCCAUUGUGGUAAAAUUUGCAGACACGCAGAAGGACAAAGAGCAGAAACGAAUUGCUCAGCAACUCCAGCAACAAAUGCAGCAGAUCAGUGCUGCCUCAGUAUGGGGAAACCUGGCUGGUCUCAACACACUUGGACCCCAAUACUUAGCACUUUAUUUGCAGCUCCUUCAGCAGACAGCAGCUGCGUCGUCUGGGAACCUGAACACAUUGAGCAGCCUCCACCCAAUGGGAGGGCUCAACGCGAUGCAGCUGCAGAACCUGGCAGCGCUGGCGGCCGCAGCCAGCGCGGCUCAGAACACACCGAGCGGUACUGCUGCCCUCACUUCUUCCAGCAGCCCCCUGAGUGUGCUCACCAGCUCAGCAGGUUCCUCACCUAGCUCCAGUAGCAGCUCCUCUGUUAAUCCAAUGGCUUCUCUUGGAGCACUGCAGACACUGGCAGGGGCUACAGCAGGCCUCAACGUUAGCUCUUUAGCAGGAAUGGCAGCCUUAAAUGGAGGACUCGGCAGUGGUGGUCUCUCAAAUGGGACAGGUAGCACAAUGGAAGCUCUCACACAGGCUUACUCUGGAAUCCAGCAAUAUGCUGCUGCUGCAUUGCCCACACUCUAUAACCAGAGUCUCUUAACACAGCAGAGCAUUGGUGCAGCAGGAAGUCAAAAAGAAGGUCCAGAGGGAGCGAAUCUGUUUAUCUACCAUCUCCCCCAGGAGUUUGGGGAUCAGGAUCUGCUGCAGAUGUUCAUGCCAUUUGGGAAUGUCGUCUCUGCCAAGGUUUUCAUUGACAAGCAGACCAAUCUAAGCAAGUGUUUUGGUUUUGUGAGUUACGACAAUCCCGUGUCUGCGCAGGCGGCCAUUCAGUCAAUGAACGGCUUCCAAAUCGGCAUGAAGCGUCUCAAAGUACAGCUCAAGCGCUCCAAGAAUGACAGCAAGCCAUACUGAGCACCCUCCCCCUGGGACUGGAGUGAGAAGGAUCUUCUGGUAAGUUGGAGAGGAGCGCACUUAGUGAUUCGAAGCCCUAAGGCUGUGUUUUUACAGUCCUGGAAGCUGAUCCAUGCCUUCUAUCUGGCACAUCUUCCCCUGAAGACUCGGCUGCAGCCUCUGCUGAGAAUCCCGCUUCGGAUGGAGGACAAGUUUGUGCUUUUGUUUCCAGUGUUUUACUUUGGAGUUUAGGUGCCAUAUCGCUGAGGUUUUGUUUUUUUGGGUUUGUUUUGUUUCCCCCCCUUCCCCCCCAGCCCUUAUUUGAAGUUUGCUGUGUUUGUAACCAGUGUGUGUUGAGAAGGACCAAUGCCAGCUUCCGUCGGGGUGGGGAGGGAAGGUUAAAGAGAGAAGCAGAAACUGACACCACACUGCCUUAGGGUAGAGAGGAGAAGGGGAAGCAGAACUGACACCACCACACUGCUAUGGGGGAGAGGAGAAGGGAAGGCAGAAAUAACACAGAACAGCUGAUGAAAACAAAGAUGGGGAAGGAGAACUGAGUCCAUCCAAGUCUGGGUGAUGAGCAAAAAAACGACUCCAUGGAGCCUUUGUCAUGCCCCAGCCACUCUUUGAAAUCUCCUUAACUUCAUGCCAUGGGUGGGGAUUAAGUAAAUCAUCUCUAAAGCAAGAGACAGACUAGAAGGGUGAACACAUUAAUAAGCCAAAGGAAAACUGCAGUGUUGGGUUUUUUUGCUGUAUAUAUAUAGUGUUUAAAUAGCAUUGUGAAUGUACACAGCACUUUAUGAAAUUAUUAGAGAAUGUCCCUGCCCAGAAAAUGUCACUGCCCACUUAAAACUGAGUAUUAAUGAGAGGCAGUGAAUUUCUCCAUAUUUAAGAAAACAUAUCCCAUGUACUUUAGGUUUUAUAGGAGGGUGCAGAGAGAGACAGCUUAGUCUGGACGAGUACAUUUGGAGACAGAAACAAGAAACUUUUGAUCCCUGGUAACCUGCAGAACUUUUUUGACUGUUUUUCUUCUUAACAGUUCAUCACAUUCCCCAUUUCUGUAGAAUAAUGUCCUUUUGGCAGAGCAUUACUUUGAAUUCAUUCUGAUAAGCUUAAGUGCUGUUUGUUUUUCUAGUCAAAUGACUGUUAAAUUGAGAUACAAAGCCCAGAGUUACCCUGACACAGCUCUUGAGGCUCCUGUUUUGUACGUGUUCUCGUAGGAUUUGACUGCUCAGUCUUCACUCUGUUGCAAAGAUCACUUCUUGGGUUCUUUUUUUUUUAAAAAAAAAAAGCAACCAAAACCAACUUGUGCAGUGAUUUGGUCUAUUCUUGAGGUAUUUCUUGAUACUGCAGUUUUCCUUUAGGGUGGUGUGUGCCAUUGCAAAACGGGCUAACACGGGAGCUGUGGAGGCAGAGCAGAGCAUUGAGCCACUCAGUCUUAUUCUGCCUUUUGGUACGGGCUGUUAUCUUCUAGAUGAAAGGAGAAUCAAACACACCCCUUCAGUGAACACACACUUUUUCUGCACACCUGUGAAGUUGCUAAUGCGUUGCUAAGGGCCUUUGUCAUACACUGGUUUUAGGGGGCUCAAAGGACUUUUGACACUCUGGCCUGAGUUGUUCUAAGAAAUCAGAGCAGAGUCCCAUUUAAUAACCACCAAAAUCCACCUCUGUCACAAGAGGAAGUUUACAAUUUCUGUGUGUCUUUAACAGAAGUUCCAUUUACCUCAUAUUUUCUCCUUUUCCUUGCUUUCUAUGUAUUCCUGGUUUGUGCUGCUGUUUCCCAGGGCACCAGCUGACACUGCAGUCUGGGAGCCAGCUUCUAAAUAACGAGCGUGUGCGGGUCAGACUUGGGGUUGGGACUUUGUCCUCUGCUCCAGCAGGAGGAGGGAGCAGCAGGAAACCCAUCAAACCCGAGAUGAUGUUGGGAACCCGCAGCCCUGUGUGGUGGCUGUGGCAGUGACGGGCGUUCCCAGGGACUGGGUCCCCUGGGAUCUCAGACCUCAGAAGUCUAAGGCCUGACCUGUAGCAUCCAAAAGGAGCCCUUUCCGUUCCUAAAUUGAAAACAAGUCAAACAGUUAAUCGAUGCUGGUCUGCCUGUUUCGAGAUAGGUAAAUCUUAUCAGUAUUAUUCAGAUCACUUUGUGGUGGCAAAGCUUUGUUCAAAGGCCAGAUUGCCAAAUUUCCCAGUUGUGCUGGCAUGUGGUACCCUUCUAUGUUAAUUAUUUGAAUCUCUCUAGCAACAUAAACAUACACUGAAGUGAACCAUGUACGCUUGAAUUCUGCACGGUGGGAAAGAUGUGUCCUGUUUUUCUGACAAAAAGAGUGUUGGGGUGUGAAGGCCUCCAGGGUGAUAAUGGGAUUUUCUUUUUUUUUUAAAUAAAUAAUGUAAUUUUCAAAAAAAGGAAAAAAAAAGCAAAGAAAAAAACUAGUUGGGGGCAAGUGCUCCAAGUGCAACCUGCUGUAACCAAGAAUGUUGUUUCUAUUUUUAUAGAAGUUUUAUACCGCUCCAGGGUGGAGAAUAUUUAUUACCUAAAUUAUUUCACUGGAAAAAAAAAAAAACAAAACAAAAAAAAAAGGCCAGGGUUUUGUAGAAUCCUGAAUGUGAUUGUUUUACACACAUAAUGAUGUGCACGAUGGAAACUACUGAUUUUCAGUGGCCCGUUUGCAGCCCAGCAACGGGGAAAAGGCGAACGCUGUGAAGCAGUGGAGGAGAGCGCUGUGCUCUGGGGUCUCUACAGUCACUCUUACCUUCUUUACACCCUACCCCACUGUACUAUCCCAGACCUUUGUCCUGUUUUUCUUUUAACCUGAUACUCUGGCCUCUUUGCUAGUCAUUUCAGUUGCCCCGACUUAGACGUUUUAGCUUCUGCAUCCUACAGCGUGUCCUCAGUACUGUAACUCACGGAUCAAGCUUGGCAUUGUUGCAAAUAGGUGCAACUCCUGGUGACUUUGGGAGAUUCACCAGUUUACACUGCAGCUUAGUUUGAUCAGUGACUCUUCCCAGACACAAUCACCAUAAGACACCUAACUUGGGCUAGCUCUUGUGCCUUACUGGCAUGACUAAAAGUAUUGCCAAAAAGAAAAAAAAGAACAAAAGAAAUCUAUGCAGGUUCAGUUUUGAAAAGAUGUGAUCCUCAGAUGGUUCGAAUCGAUGCAGUUCUGCUCUCUUCCAUAGAGCUGCCUCAAUUUUCACCAGCUGAAGAUGUUGCCCUUGCUGUGUAUUUGUUUCAGAUUUCCCUUUCUUGGUGUAUCAAUGUGUAUGUUGCCAAAGUUAAUAAAUGUAUCGAGUUUGUGAGUUGGGCAGAUUUUUUUUUAUCCUGACAAGAGAACCGAUCAGAUAAAAGCAACAUUUUUGUGUCUGACUCUGGACAUUUAGGCUCUUGUUGCCUUCCAGUCAUAAGCCAGUUUUCUUCCUCGCUCAUUCACAGGCAAGUCUGGGAUUAUGGGGACUUGGGGCUCUUAAAUUUUCUUUUUGAUUACUACCAUGGUCUCAUUCAAGUGCAAAUCAAAUCAGUGUCAAAUGCUUUAUUUCCUGAAUAGUACCAUAAGAGUUGGGCAAGUUCCAAUAAGCUGCAGAAGAAUUGGCUUAAGUAGCCACGUGGUCGAUGUUUUCUGUGUAUGCUUCUAAACCAAAGAGUCCGAAUUUUUUACUACAGAAGCCAGUAGGGCUUCUGAUGAAAUGGAAUUCCCCAUUACAUGUGCCACCAGGAAGGUCUUGCAUAUUUUUAGAAACAAAACUGAAAUGAUCCACUUCAUAGGUUUACUUUUUUUCUCAGAAGACAUUUGAUUUUACUAGAUGUGCUGUAAUAAGCUGAAAGUACGACGAGCGAUUGAAGUCUCCUUCUCAUGUUAACUUAGUGACAAGAACUAUGGUAAAAGAAAUCCCAGAUUCUUCAGUCCCCUAGGUCAACAGUCCAAAACAAGGCAUCUCUCUGCAGUUCAGCUUUUUCUUUCAGUAAUACAAGGCUUGCAUUAUUAGCAACUGCCUUUGGUGAUUACAUAUGAAUCCUAAGCAAAACGAGGACUGGAGUUUUCCUGACGUGUCUGAGACAAUGGUGGUGACUAUCUCUUCAUGUUUUAGUGGUGAGGCAGUUUAUUGGCUGUGGGUGCUACUCUGGAAAAUAGGCAUCUCCAGAAAAUUCCUCACUGGAAAACACAUCUAAAAGGAGAAAGCUUUUCAUCUGAAUACUGAAGGUUUCCUAACAUGACAGAUUCUCCUUGCAGGGUAGACUUGACUGAAGUGUGGGUUAGGGAAGAACAGAAUGAACUUUUUUCCUGUUUCAUCUGGAAAUAUCUAAAAGCAACUUGGAUAAAGCAAAUUGCAGUUGAAGGGUGCAACUAUGAACACGUAAAACACUGAGAGCUUCUGAAUCCCUGAGCAUAGCUACCACAAAAUCUAAACCACAGAAGGCAGAAUUAUCACACUCAUGAGAAUAAACCAAGGACAAACUGGAAUGACUUUCCCCAAAUCACUAAGUUCUCAGGCAGCAUCUCACGGCUUUGCUCUUGUAGUCCAGUCCUCCUCCAGGGCUUUAGUGAAAUUUAGUCUUUCCCCUCAACAUUGCUGAGUGAGGUAUUUUUCAAAUUCUUUUUAAAAAAGCCCUCUGCACACACAGAAUGUCGGUGGUGGAUGCUUAGAUGUCACUUGAUUUCGUGCCUCGUGUUGUUUCUCAUGCCUCAGUUAGUGACGGACUUGCCUUUCUGGUUUAAGAUGGAAAGCUUAACGGCUGUCUGCAAACUGGAGCACUUCUAGAACUAUAGAAAUAAGUGCAAGGGUUGCAUUGUGCUCUGUCUGCUGAGUUGGUUUGAACUCCAUACCGAGUCCUUUUCCAGAGGGGAAAGUGUGCAGAGCAAACUAGCCUCAGCAGCUGGAGGAAGCAGAGCAGUGCGGGUUCAGUGGACGAGGCGCUUCCCAUGGCUUUGGAACUAGAACGCAACACUUGCUGUUCUCAAGCACACUAUAGGACUACCAUACAAGUCUCACCUUGCUCUCUUAACCAACAGCUUUGAGAUGUGCUGAAGAAUAAAGCCCCAAACAAGAAAUAAAGGGGAGUUGGGCAGGGAGGGAGGAAGCAAAAAGAGAAAAACCUACUUCCUCUCUCCCGUGCCUCCCACAUUCUUCCCUAAGCAUUCCUUGUCCCUUGCAGCUCACAGGCUCAGGGGAGGAAGCAAAGGUAAUUAUAUCACUUAAUGUAAGACUUGUUUUAGCUAUAAAACGCUUCAAGAAAGCUUCAGGAAACACAUUUCUACUCAUCAAACUGGCAACAGUGACUGUAGAGCUUCUCAGAGCCCAGAAUCCCCUCCUCACCAAGUCAGGGAGCUGGGGGCUGUUUCUGUAAAGGUUGGGAACAGAAAAUCCCUGUGCAGGUCUAAAGGUAUGGAAAGUGCUCAGCUAGGACAAGUCUUAACUUGCAGUCAAGUCUUAAGGAAUUCUUCUCCAAUGUGUGGAGUUUUUGUUGAGUAUAAUAUUCCCCUCACUCCCUCCCUGCUGUGUUUAAAGUCGCCCAUCCCCAGUUUCAUGGGCUCCUAGGGAGUGAGGAUGGACUGUAGCUGAAGGAAAGAAUGUGGAUUUCCUGGGCUGCCACUGCCUAAGAACUUGUUAAGGUACAAGGAAAGUCUCAGCUGUUGAACCACCCGUGGACCUUUUGUGUCCUCUGUCUUGUGUCUCAGGGGGCAAACGUUAGCCCUGGAGCCACAUAUUUUGGAGUCGGUCUCCUGGGGAGGGAGCUUGCUCUGUCCUUCUCCUGAACAGAGCUAGGGGGGCACUGGGCAAGGUGAAAGCACGCAAAUCCACGUGGCACUAGGCCAGGGAGUGCUCUGCAGACGGGGUGUUGAGAGGGAAAUCCAGACCUCUGCUUCCAUUUGGUUUCUGGCAGUUUGAUGUUUACUUGGUGUCCUUCAUGUACUUCGACUUUUACUUGUCCAUCGUUGGCAUGUGCUGCCCUUCCCUGUCGACUCCCUUCCCCAGGAGAUCUCAUUGUACAGUGCCCAUUCUCGUUCUCUCUCUCUGUGUUUGGAUGUACUGCUCUGUGUAACUCAGUGGGUCUCCCUCUUUCUGGUUUGUUUUUUUUUCUAGAUUCCUGCCGUUUGUUCAUCGUUGUGCCUAAAGCAUGUCGAUGUGGCGUUCAAGUACAUCGUCCAAAUCCUUGUCUCUUCAGCUUCUCUGAUGCUUGAACUCUCACCUUUGACCUUGUGUUGACCUUUGAUGCUGAUGUGUAUUUUUAUUACGUUUGUUUCUUUCUAUUUUUUUUUCUUUUGUUGUGCUGCCAAAUUGGUUUUGCUAGAAAGACUGCUGAAGGGGAAUAUUUAAACUUGCAUUUGAAUAUAAAAGAAUUUCUAUUUUUCUAGACCUUCGUAAGAUAACCACUUGAUUUUGUGAAUCUGAUUCUUUGUAAUUGUCUUCAGAGCAGCCUUGCUAGCAUACCUUGUGGAGUAUUUGUAUUUCUGUGAACAUACAGCCAAUCACUUUCUAGGCUUAGGGUUUGUUGGUUUUUCUUCUUUUCCCCCCACCCCGUGUGCUUAGUUUUAAAAACACAGUUUCGAAGAAAACGUCAGUUCUGUGGUGUGACUCAACCUUUCAGGAGACCUCCCAGUCACAUUUUGCUGAUCUGGUUUCUGUGCUCGAGGAGACAGCAUGUGGGGUUUGUUUUGCUUUUUUUUUUGUGACUUCAAACUUGUGACUUGAGUGGCAUCAACAGAAAACACUUGAACUACAUUUUUCUUCUGAUUGUAGCUAUGUUUUUGCCCUGGCAUUUAUUGAUAAUUUUUAUUAUUAUUAUUAUUAAUAUUAUUUUUACUCCCCCCCCCUUUGCUCCCCUGUGUGAUUAUCAGUCUGCAGUGAAAAUUUGAUCAAAGUUGAUGUUGUAUUUUUGUUUAAGCUCCAGCAUGCUUGGAUUUCUUUUUUCUCUUUUUUCCUUUGUAACUGCAAUCUCCUCAGCAAAAUGUGAUGUUUUUGUUUUAAUCUUUCAAACUAAGGUAGUGCCCAGAAAUGUUUUGCAUGUUUCCUGCUGUUUUCUUCACACCCUCGUAUAUAUAUAUAUAUCUAUAUCUCACAUUCACCUCUCUGUUUUCUAUAGUUUGUGCAAAAACUGAGCAAUUUAAUGGGUUUCGAAGGUAUCCUUUAAAUUGGUGUUUUUGGUAUGACGAAUAUCUGAUCAGAAGCCACCUGAGGGCAUCUACCUGUGCACUUAGACUGUCUGACAGAGCACCUGGACCUGGUUCCAUCUCCAGUGCCGUCAGAGGCUCCCGGGGGCUCGGUUGCAGUGUUCCUGUAGCGGAGGUUUUGGUGGGAGGGGAUAGCUGGGGAGCCAGAAACUGGGGCAACUCCCCAGUAUUUCUGUUUCCAAAGUUAUCUGAAGCCAGGGCUCCUUUGACACACUCUUUAUGAGCAUUUUGUAUCAUUCAGGGCACAUUUUUGUGAGAUCCAGCCCUACUCUAACACCGUCGGUCGGACCUUGGCGGCAGGAUCCUGGAAGGAGCUAGGUUAGCUCGUGAAAUCAAAUGUUUGAAGUAUCCCAGAGAAAGCACUUGUAAACCUGGUCCUACAACUGCUGGCUCUUUUCCCAAGUGACAAGCACAAUACAACAGCGUCUGAAGCUGUUACCUGAACAGGGUACCAUCCCCAGCUCUCUCUGAAGGGCCUUGGCUGGGGAAUCUCUACGGAGAUUUUUUUAGUUUUUGUUUAGUUUUUAAUUGGGUGAUGAGCUAAGCAGUUUUUUCUGACUUGCAGGAUGAACUAGAACAGGUUGCUGCUUUCUGGGUAGCAGGCUUCCCCCUGCCCUACACACCACCUGCACAGGUAGAAACUGGGCUGUAGCUUCUAGACCAAAGCACCCGGAGAGCGUGUGCUGCAGUGAAGUUAGAGUGGGAAGGAGAAGCAAGGUAGGGUAGUUAUCUCCACAGUGGGAAAGAUUACAAAGUGGAAUCCCAAGAGAAAGGGUUCUGCUGAGAAAACAAAUUGGGGUGGACAGUAAUGUUGCUUUUGUCCAGCGUUUGGGAUAAUGCAAAGAUGCAAGAGGAGCUUUUUCUGUCCUGCUGCUGAGUUGGCUGAGGAUGCUGUGUUCUCGGUAGAUACUGGCUAGGCCUGUGUAGACAGUCCUUCACCUGCUUCAAAGACAGAAGGUGCUCAGGUACAUCUGCCUGGGAGUGAAGCCUGAGGCUGGGUGAAAAAAGGGUAGGGACUUGUUGGUGUGGAAGGUAGGGUUGUGGGCUGGCUGCUGUUAGUCCCACAGUCUGAAUGCACAGGGCUGUGCGUCAGUGGGGGCAUGGAGUAACUGCCAAUUACCUUCCUGUACCUGCACAUUUGGUUCCAUAAGGAACUUGGGGGAAACCUGUGGAAUAAAAAAAACCCUAUGUAUCUGAAGCAAACCAAAAUGCCAAACGUUGGAUGUUUCUUUCCUUCCUUCUUUCCUUUUCUUCCUUUGAUUGUUUUAAUUGUUCUGUGGUGGUUUUAAUGGAUCUGAGACAGUGGAGCAGCAGCUGCCUUUCUGAUUUUUGGCUGCUUUUUGUGAAUAAUUUAAAAAGAAAAUUUACCUUUUGGAGACAAACCUGUGGGCUUUUUUAUUGGUACAAACAUUGUAUUUAACACUAGGGGUUUUGUACAGUUUUUUGCCUUUUCUACUAGAAAACAAUGUAAAGUGAUUCACAAUGUGACGAGAAAACAAAUUGCCACUAUGACCAAAUGUAGAGUCUGUUCUGCAGUAAUGGGAUUUAAUCAACUCCAAGUCGUGGUUCAGUCGUAGAGAUGCUUUUCUUUACCUUGUUUGAGCUGUUUUUUUUUUCUUCUCUCUUGUUUUGAUUUGCAAAACAAAAUGUCUUUUUGUGUGAAAUUGUGUUUGUACUCUGUAGAGAAUUACGGAUUUUACUUUAAUGGUUUCAAAAGCAGAGGAGCACGCGUUGCUUUUCCAGCUGAUCACGGAGUUUUUGUGUAGUGGAUUUAAGAAUGAAAAGAUUUGUUACAAGUUUGGGACGAGCGAGUAUGUGUUUUAAAGGAAUUUUCUUCCUUUUUGUGUGCGUGUGUGGGGUUUUUUUGUUUUGUUUUGUUUUCUUUUUGUCCCAAAGGGCAACUUAAAGCUGUUUUAAUUGCACAGACACACCGACAACAAGUCAUUUUGUAUAUGCCAAGUGUGGUACCUUCCUUUGUUUAUUUGCUAUUAAACUGUUUGAGAAGA
Colius striatus (speckled mousebird) is the source of this 10824-nucleotide messenger RNA. It is a transcript of the gene CELF1, whose product is annotated as CUGBP Elav-like family member 1. The transcript is spliced from 14 exons. Gene Ontology annotation, cellular component: nucleus; ribonucleoprotein complex; cytoplasm. Lineage: Eukaryota; Metazoa; Chordata; Aves; Coliiformes; Coliidae. Bases 207 to 1676 code for a protein of 489 amino acids. The record is from RefSeq and is a predicted model, not a curated record. Gene Ontology annotation, biological process: regulation of alternative mRNA splicing, via spliceosome; mRNA splice site recognition. Gene Ontology annotation, molecular function: mRNA 3'-UTR binding.